CGUGAGGGGGAGCGGCGUGGGGGCGGUCCCUGUGCCCUGCCCCGCCCGCCGGUUAAAGUGCCUGGGCGCCGGGACAGCCCUUGUCGGUAGCCGGACGGCGUGCGAGCGGUGUGUUUUAUCUGGUUCCCCUCCGCCAAAGUGCUUGUGGUGGUGCCGGUGCCGGGCAUGAGGGGCCGUGGGGCGCCGCGCCGCAGUGGCGGCGGCGGCGAGCACAUGGCAUAGCCGAGGUCGGCGGCGAGCGCCGGGCCAGGGUAACGGCGGUCUGGUGGGGCGAGCGUUGCUCUCUGCAUGUGGAAAGUGAGGCGAGCCAGGGAGCCCGGCGGCACCGGAGAGCACCGGUCGGCGCGGUCCUGAGUGCCCGGGCAGCGGCGGCGGCGCCAGCCCGCCAUGGAUUGCAGCCUCCUCCGGACCCUCGUGAGCCGAUACUGUGCUGGAGAAGAGAAUUGGGUGGACAGUCGAACUAUUUAUGUUGGGCAUCGUGAACCACCUCCAGGCACCGAAGCAUACAUUCCACAGAGAUUUCCAGAUAACCGAAUAGUCUCAUCAAAGUACACAUUUUGGAACUUUGUACCAAAAAAUUUGUUUGAGCAGUUCAGAAGAAUAGCUAACUUCUAUUUUCUCAUCAUUUUCCUUGUUCAGUUAAUCAUUGAUACACCUACUAGUCCAGUUACAAGUGGACUUCCACUUUUAUUUGUCAUCACUGUAACAGCUAUAAAACAGGGUUAUGAAGAUUGGCUUCGACAUAAAGCUGACAAUGCAAUGAACCAAUACCCUGUUCAUUUCAUUCAACACGGUAAACUGGUUAGAAAGCAAAGCCGAAAAUUAAGAGUUGGAGAUAUUGUAAUGGUAAAAGAAGAUGAAACAUUCCCAUGUGACUUAAUAUUUCUGUCAAGUAGUAGAGAAGAUGGAACGUGCUUUGUUACAACAGCUAGUUUGGAUGGUGAAUCCAGCCAUAAAACUCACUAUGCUGUUCAAGAUACAAAGGCAUUUCACAAUGAACAAGAAAUGGAUGCACUACAUGCUACCAUUGAAUGUGAACAACCUCAGCCUGACCUUUAUAAAUUUGUUGGUCGAAUAAAUGUUUACCAUGAUAGGAAUGAGCCUACUGCAAGGCCAUUAGGAUCUGAAAAUCUGCUUCUUAGAGGAGCCACUUUAAAGAAUACAGAAAAAAUCUUUGGUGUUGCUAUCUACACUGGCAUGGAAACUAAGAUGGCAUUAAAUUAUCAGGCAAAAUCACAGAAACGAUCUGCUGUAGAAAAAUCAAUGAAUGUAUUCCUUAUUGUAUACCUCUGUAUUCUCAUCAGUAAAGCACUAAUAAAUACUGUCCUGAAGUAUGUCUGGCAGAGUGAGCCAUUUCGUGAUGAACCAUGGUAUAAUCAGAAAACGGAGCCAGAAAGGAAAAGAAAUUUGUUUCUUCGAGCGUUUACAGAUUUCCUUGCAUUCAUGGUUCUUUUCAACUACAUUAUUCCUGUAUCCAUGUAUGUCACUGUGGAAAUGCAGAAAUUUCUUGGUUCUUACUUCCUUACAUGGGAUGAGGAAGUGUUUGAUGAGGACACAGGUGAAGGACCACUGGUGAAUACUUCUGACCUCAAUGAAGAGCUGGGACAGAUUGAGUAUGUCUUCACAGAUAAAACAGGAACGUUAACUGAGAACAACAUGGAAUUUGUAGAAUGUUGCAUUGAAGGGCACGUUUAUGUGCCGCAUGUUAUCUGCAAUGGCCAAAUUCUCCAUGAUUGUACAGGCAUUGAUAUGAUUGAUUCUUCUCCAGGAGGAAGUGGAAAGGAGAGAGAGGAGCUAUUUUUCCGAGCUCUUUGUCUUUGCCACACUGUCCAGGUGAAAGAUGAUGACAGUGUAGAUGGAUUGAAGAAAAGCCAGCUCUCAAGAAGAUCUUGCAUAUAUAUAUCAUCAUCACCAGAUGAAGUUGCUCUAGUUGAGGGAAUACAGAGGCUUGGUUACACCUAUCUAAGGCUGAAGGACAAUUUUAUGGAGAUCGUAAAUCGGGAAAAUAACAUAGAGAAGUUUGAAUUAUUAGAGGUUUUGAGUUUUGAUUCUGUGAGACGGCGAAUGAGUGUAAUUGUUAGAUCUUCAACAGGUCAUAUAUUUCUGUUUUGUAAGGGAGCAGAUUCUUCCAUAUUUCCUAGAGUUAAGGAAGGCAAAAUUGACCAAAUACGAUCCAGAGUUGAACGCAAUGCAGUGGAGGGACUGCGAACAUUAUGUGUUGCAUAUAAAGAGCUCACAGCAGAAGAAUAUAGCAAAGUACAGAAGCUGCUUCAGAAUGCAAAGUUGGCCCUCCAGGACCGAGAAAAGAAACUGGCAGAAGUGUAUGAGAAGAUAGAAAGAGAUUUUAUUUUACUUGGUGCUACAGCUGUUGAAGAUCGACUACAGGAAAAAGCUGCUGACACUAUUGAAGCACUCCAGAAAGCUGGAAUUAAAGUUUGGGUUCUGACAGGAGACAAAAUGGAGACUGCUGCAGCUACUUGCUAUGCUUGCAAACUCUUCCGGAGAAAUACACAAAUACUUGAGCUAACCACAAAGAAAAUUGAGGAACAGAGUUUACACGAUGUGCUUUUUGACCUAAGCAAAACUGUCCUAAGACACAGUGGCAGCUUAACCAGGGAUACUUUCUCAGGACUUUCAACUGAUAUGCAAGAUUAUGGUUUAAUUAUUGAUGGAGCAGCAUUAUCAUUAAUAAUGAAACCACGACAAGAUGGGAGCUCUGGUAACUACAGAGAGCUCUUUCUUGAAAUUUGCAGGAACUGCAGUGCAGUGUUAUGCUGUCGAAUGGCACCUCUACAAAAAGCACAGAUUGUGAAAUUGAUUAAGUUAUCAAAGGAGCAUCCUAUUACAUUAGCAAUUGGUGAUGGAGCAAAUGAUGUCAGUAUGAUUCUAGAAGCACAUGUUGGCAUAGGAAUCAUUGGCAAAGAAGGUCGUCAAGCAGCAAGAAACAGUGACUAUGCAAUACCUAAAUUUAAACAUUUGAAAAAAAUGUUGCUUGUUCAUGGGCAUUUUUAUUAUGUUAGGAUAUCUGAACUUGUGCAAUACUUCUUUUAUAAGAAUGUCUGCUUCAUUUUUCCUCAGUUUUUAUAUCAGUUCUUCUGUGGGUUUUCACAACAGACUUUAUACGAUACUGCGUAUCUAACAUUGUACAAUAUCAGCUUCACUUCCCUUCCUAUCCUCUUUUACGGUCUAAUGGAGCAACAUGUCAGUGCAGACACACUCAAGAGAGAACCUUCGCUGUACAGAGAUGUUGCCAAGAAUGCUUUGCUGCGCUGGCGUGCAUUUAUUUAUUGGACAUUCCUAGGAGUGUUUGAUGCUGUGGUAUUUUUCUUUGGUGCCUAUUUAUUGUAUGACAACACAGUUGUGACCAGCAAUGGACAGCUAAUGACAACCAGCACUCACAUGAUGUUUGGAAACUGGACCUUUGGAACACUGGUGUUCACUGUGCUUGUAUUCACGGUUACAUUGAAGCUUGCACUAGAUACACACUAUUGGACGUGGAUAAAUCACUUCAUGAUCUGGGGAUCACUGGUAUUCUACGUUGUCUUUUCUCUGCUCUGGGGAGGAAUUAUUUGGCCUUUUCUCAAUUAUCAGAGGAUGUAUUACGUGUUCAUGCAAAUGCUGUCUAGUGGUCCUGCGUGGCUGGGUAUAAUUCUGCUCAUAACUGUCAGCCUUCUUCCAGAUGUUCUCAAGAAGGUCUUAUGCAGACAGUUGUGGCCUACAGCAACAGAAAGAAUCCAGGAUGCAUCGAGGCACUGUCAGGAGCACAUCUCAGAGUUCACACCUCUUGCCUGUCUGAAAAGCCCAAGAUACAGGAGCAGUGACUGCAGCAGUUCCCCAGCAAGAAGGUCUAAUUCUCAUUCUAAAAAAAUGAUGUUUACGCACUGGAGAGGCAUUGAUUAUUCAGUACUUCCAUCUGUCUUUGGCUAUUCAAAUAGGCAUUGCCGUCCCAGUGCAGGCUACCGCUACAGUGGGUCAGGUUUGGAAACGUCCGUAUGACAGAACACCAAGUCAAGCCUUUAAAAACUGUUUAUUUCUUUUUUCAGGAAACAAACAUGUCACAGAAAUAUAUUAAACUAUACGUGGCUUUUGCAGUCUGAGGUAGUGUUCAGACAAACAGGAUCAAGAGCUAGAAGUAUGAACCCUUCCAGGCUAAUAGGCCUCUUUUUAUGUUUUGAACUACUGGAGCAAUGAACAAUCUGCACAGUCUGGUACUGUGAGACUGGUAGCACUAAAAAUUCUCUUCAUCCCGUGUCAAGAAUUUUAUGCAUUUACUGCUUCUGUCAUCUUUAGUCAUUUUCUUUGUUACUUGAAGUGUAUAGUUUCAGUCAGUGACCUACAUUUUGAGUUCAACAGGUUUAAUUUUCAGCCAGAAACAAUGACCUCAGUUAUCUCCAAUGAAAGUCUCCUAAAUCAUAUUUAACAAGUACUGUUUCUGAUUUUCCUCUAUCCUUUUUCUUUCUUUGCUCUUUCUGUAGAACAAACUGGUGUUUCCUCUGUGCAAAUCUGCUUUCAAGAAACACUCUCUAAUGCUCACUUCCUUGUAAGUGGCCAAAUCAGGGCUAGGUCUGGUUUUCAGUUAGCUUUCCCCCGUAGAAAGAUAGGCAAAACAAUCCUUGUGUGAAUUAUGUACAUGCUCUAUGAAGUCAAGUUGGCUGUUAGGUAGGUAAAUAUCAAUGUUAGUAUCUACUUAAAACCUGAACGUAAGCAUUUGGCCUAAAAUGUCUUUCCAAAUUUGUCAGAGGUGCAGAUUACCCAGCAUUCCCACGUCCUCUGCCUGUAAUUAUAAAAUAGGCAUAGCCAACAGCAUUCUAUAUUAAGCCCUUUUUGACACAUUUAUUUCUUUAAAGGAAGAAAAGGUUUUUUUCCACAUAAGCAACUCUUACUAUCUGGAGUCAUCCUCUUAAUUUUGAUGUAAGUUUUUGUCCGUGUAUGGUUAAAUACUGGCUAAUCAGCUUGGUUAGAUGUAUUACAAAGCACGCAACUGUUAACUUUUGCAGUCGAACCACGAGGUGGCACACGGCAGUUUACGAACGGUUGAACCGUAGUUGUGAUAGGAACUCGUUUGACUGCAACGAUUCUGUCUAAGUGACUUUAAGAAUGACAGCCAACUUGCACUUCUGUUUUCUCUGCUACAUUUAUGUUACCUGGCACUAAUUCAACUAUUAGCUGUGUCCUUGUCUUGUUUCGUUAGUCCAGUGUUUUAUUUUGGGGUGCAAAAAUAUCUGAAGGAGUAAUCUGAUUUCAGUCAAUUUCAGCCUGGUGAUUAGAAUUGGUUCAUGACUAUAGUCAUUAUUAGAUACCUCUGGGAGGACAUUAGCUAGAAAUAUCUGAAGUCAGAGCUGCAGCCUUUAGUGGAAGACCUGGCCAAGACAUUGUUAGUUGUAUUUUGAAUGGACCAGGGAGGCAGAGAAAAAUUUUCCCUUUUGUGUUCUAAAAAAAGAAAACCCAAAACACCAAAACAAAUAGCUUACUUACUAAUUUACUUUUCAAUAAAAGAAAAAUCCUACUUACUAGGAAGUGUCGUUCACAAUAUUCUGGGCGAUUUUCGCAUUGAACAGUGGGAUAUUAUUAAAAUGGCCUGAGACAAACAGAGAUUGUAGAGUAAGUCGUGAAAUUUUCUGUAAACCAAAGAGAAGAGAAUUUUAAGAUGUGUAAUGGGGAGCACCACAGCUGAAAGUAUUUUACCAUUUAACAUGUAGCAAGCACUUUUAAGUUUCAAAGAAUGUCCUCAUAGUAGUAUCACUUUGAAAUACAUUAUGUGUGUGGGUGCGGGUGUGUGUACAUGUACUUCCCAUUGCAGACUUGAAUGUGGGUCAGUUAGAACCAUCCCCUACAUAAAACACUGGUGUAUAUAUUUUUAAAGAGUUAAUAUGGCUAUAAAUUUUAUACCAGUAGCAGUGACAAAUUUCUUGUGUGUAGUUAACAAAUUAUUUGUAAUGUAUUUUUUAGAAAUCUUAAAAUUGCCUUUGCACUGAAAUAUUUUUCAUACUGUAGCUAUUUAUAAAUCUGUUUUACGCAUACAUUUGUUAACACACCAUUUCUAUUUUUUUUUUUAAGUAUAUGUUUUGAAGGCUUUUUUUAUACCUAUGAGUUUUUGGCCACUUCGAUUUAGCUUAGCGUGGAGUUGUGGCUGAAUGUUAAAAUACUAAUGAAUGUCACACUAGAAAUGCAGGUCUGCUGCUCAGUCUCACCCAAGCUAUUGAUGUUCCGUUGGAGUUUCCGUGGAGAGGAAAGCGCUGUACUUCCAGCGCUGUGCUAUUACUGCUGGCUUUUUUACUCUCUGAAGCCUCCUGCUUUUUUACUUAUCUGAGUUCCAUCUUUUAGCCUUAAAUGAGAUUUUUUGCUUAAUGUUUUUGAAAAUGCUGCAUUCCUGUUCUGCCUACUAAUAAAGCAGUUCAUUGCAAACUUCAUGUAGCCCUGCACUUCAAAACUACUGACAUGAGUCAGGCUGAAACACCUCUAUAAGUGGUUGGGAAAUUUCAGUUAAGCACAUCAUUUUGGGGAGGAGAAAGAAUGCUUGAAUUUAAGUGGCAGUUUCUGCUUUGAUUUAGCAAUACUUUUACAUUGAAAAGUUGGUAGAGUUUGCUUGUUAAAGUAGACCAGUCAGUGAAAAAAAACCCAUGCAACAUCGACUGGGUUUCACUUGAGGUGCUUUUGCUUCAGUCUUUGUUACUAUUGCCACACAGAGUCCACUGCAGCAGCAGGUGUUACCUGGGAGUUCCGUUGUAAAUGGAUCAGAUGAUAUAAAGAUGAAAAAAUAGAAGUAGCUCAAACUGUGCUAGAAUGUUUUAUUAUGGCUGAGACCCUGAAAAGAGACAGAUUUUUAUGUGUUAAAAUUAAUUAAAAAAUUAAAGGGGAAAAGUAUAAAAACCUAUAUAACUUCCUAACUUGCCUUGUUUAAACUGUUGCAGCUUUAACAGCGUAGUGUCUCCAUAACUGCUUCUGUAACUGUCUUGAAGCUGGUAAGCGCUAACCAAAUGUACGUGACGACUUAGUGUUUCAAGCUUUUUGGCCACUGAAGUUCAUAUAUUCCUACAGUGGCUUGUGGCAAAAGACCUUUUUUGUUUCACCAUGAAUGAUAAUUGUUUAUUCAGCCACUUAAUGUAAAAGCUUCCAGUUUACUUUCUUGCUUGCAUUAGCCUGUUUGUCUUGACCCAACUGGCUUGCAAAUGUGAAAGGAAACAAAAAAUCUGUUAGUGGAGCAACUGCACUACUUUUCUUUUGGAAGCCAGUGGGACCAUUGUGCUCAUGCUACUGUCUGAUAAAAAAGCUUUAAUGGAAAUUUGUGAAAGUAUUAUGAAAGUGAAAAGUACGUGAUUCUACUUUGCAGACUAAUCUAAGAAUCCAUUUAUAGAGCUUUAAUUUUUUACCUUCUGAAAACUCACAGAGUUUUAACCGGUGUUGUCUCCAACACACAUUCUGUGUUGUGUACACUCUGCAUUUUAGAUGUCCUUUCAUGACCUAAUGUAAAGUAGAAUCAGUGGAAGCUGCUGUAUGGGAGCUGGAGGGUAGUUCUCUGUGCAUUAAACAUUACAGAUGUCUGUAGUCGCCAGCACCAAAUACUGACACUUAUUUUUAAUUGUACAAUUAUAGGUGCAUUUAUUUGAAAAUAAAUUAGUCUUCAAAUCAAAUGUUUAGAUUGUCCUCUACCACCUGGUUUAUUUGAUUUGAAGAGUCAGUGUGUGAAGACAUUACUGUAAAGUUUCUUUUCAGUGCUAUUUUUAACAUUUAUUUCUGUAGAUAACCAAAUAUAACUUGUUUAUACUCAGUCACAUUUUGGAUCCUUAUGUAGAAUAUAUGAGCAGGAGACAUGAAUCUGCUUGCAAUAAAUACAUUCAAGACUGGUUUAAGUUUGCUCUUGAGUAAUUAAAAUCUAGUAUAAAUAUGAGAUGGUUUCAUAUUAGUCUGUAAUAAAAAGUAAGUACAUAACAGAAAA
Molecule: messenger RNA, 7936 nt
Organism: Pezoporus occidentalis (night parrot)
Lineage: Eukaryota; Metazoa; Chordata; Aves; Psittaciformes; Psittacidae
Gene: ATP11A
Product: ATPase phospholipid transporting 11A
Exons: 30
Coding region: 388-3996 (1202 amino acids)
Biological process (GO): phospholipid translocation
Cellular component (GO): plasma membrane; recycling endosome; endoplasmic reticulum
Molecular function (GO): ATPase-coupled intramembrane lipid carrier activity; ATP binding; magnesium ion binding
Source: RefSeq, a predicted model, not a curated record